UGUAUCCAGGUGAAAAGCUUGAUUAGUCAGGUCUGUACAGGUAGGUAACUACUACAGAACAGGAGGUGAGCUCACAUUGUUGGGAGUAAACAGAAACUUCGCGCCUCCUGGAAUAUUUUACUUUUAUCGAUUUAACGAAUUAUAAUAUUUUGUAAUGCGGUGUUGUUGAUUAUUGAUGAUACGUGUUCUGAGUGUUUUUAUAAGGAAAUAUAAUACACAGCUGUUAUCGGCGAAUGUUCAAGGUGAAUGGCGAUGCUUUUGCAUUUAUUCAUACUGUAUCAACUGCUUCCCUGUGGAAACUUUGCUUGUAUGAGAAAGUUAUUACACACCACAGGGACAGAGGACCAGUCAAAAGAAGUUUUCGUGCAAGAGGAGCAGGCAAAUGCAUUCUUAGGACGCCAUCUAUUGGCCAACCGAUUUGACUUUGAGCUCUUCACUCCUGGGAAUUUGGAGAGGGAGUGCUUUGAAGAAGUCUGCAACUAUGAGGAAGCACGAGAGGUCUUUGAAAAUGUCCCUCAGACUGAUGACUUCUGGAAAAAGUACACAGAGGAUGAGGACACGCGGCCUUCGCGGCUGGAUGUGACUGCCCUGCUUGUGGGUCUGAUCGCGGCAGGGGUGGCCGUCGUCAUCUUUGGCCUGUUGGUCUGGUACUUCUGCAAGGGGAGUUGUAAGGAUAACCUCUCACGUGCCGGCUCUGUUAGGGUGCGUCCAAGGCGCAGUAAUGCCUCGCUGAUCAUGCGGAGACUGGAUGAGGUCUCUCUGCAGCCCGUGCUCCUGCCCCCGCCGGAGGAGAUUGACCCCCCAGGCCUGCCCUCCUAUGAGGACGCCAUCGGCAAAACCGGAACGCACGACGCCCCACCUCCUCCUUACCCUGGGUCUCAACCUGGAAGUAUUCGACGAUAGCAUCUUUGACCUCGCUGGAUGAAUGUCUCCAUAUUGAGCUUCAUCAAAUGCUACUGAAGAGGUUUAGAUCUAUUUACUUUAUAUGGUUGUUCUCCACUGUGCAUACCUUGUGAUAAUUGUAGAUCUGUGUGACUGAUUAACUCUUUACCUCUUCCGUUACCUGCAAUUCGAGAUGUUUAGCAUAUUUAUCUAUUUGUACAAAUGUUUAGCAAUUUUUCUGCAUGUGCCAAAAUGGAUUUAUUCCUCAUCACUUUAUUCCUCACUUAUGUCAACUUUUGAGUUGGACUUGCUUUAACCCAUAACAACUAAUGAGGUAAUACUUGACAUGAUGUAACUUAGUUUGACUUUAGUUUAACUAAGUUACAAAAAAAGCAUAAAAGCAUAGUUGUAACUAAGUUACAACUAUGCUUUUAUGAAUGGAAAAUUAAGCAUGAGAAACCGUAUUGAGUCUAUACCAGUGGAGGCUGGAUCGGAGCGAAUGGAAUGGCAUCAAGCACAAGGAAACCAUGUGUUUUGUAUUUAAUUUCAUUCCACUCCAGCCAUUACCACGAGUCUGUCCGCCCCAAUUAAGGUUCCACCAACCUGUGGUAUACAUACAAGUCUGCCUACUACAACUUUAUUUUAGUCAUUUAGCAGACGCUCUCAUCCAGAGCGACUUACAGUAGUGAAUGCAUACAUUUCAUUUCAUGCAUUUUUUUUUGUUGUACUGCCCCCCCGUGGGAAUCGAACCCACAACCCUGGCGUUGCACACACCAUGCUGGCGUUGCCAACACCAUGCUCUACCAACUGAGCCACAGGGAAGACACUACUGUAGCCUGUUGAUUAAUGACACAAUAUGAGCAUAGUUUUAGGACAGACUGAGAGAAUUGACACUUCCACAUUCUCUAAAUCAUAUUAGAUAUACAGUGGUUUCUAAAAGUAUUGGGACAGUGACAAUAUUUGUUGUGAGAAAGAUGCACAAAUAUCAUCCCCCCCCAAUCUCCCCUGUUAUUGUAAUGGUGAGAGGGUAGCAUGUCUUGGGGGUAUGAUAUAAAAUGCUAAUCUCCCCUGUUAUUGUAAUGGUGAGAGGUUAGCAUGUCUUGGGGGUAUGAUAUAAAAUGCUAAUCUCCCCUGUUAUUGUAAUGGUGAGAGGUU
Molecule: messenger RNA, 2037 nt
Organism: Salmo salar (Atlantic salmon)
Lineage: Eukaryota; Metazoa; Chordata; Actinopteri; Salmoniformes; Salmonidae
Product: transmembrane gamma-carboxyglutamic acid protein 4
Cellular component (GO): extracellular region; plasma membrane
Molecular function (GO): calcium ion binding
Source: RefSeq, a predicted model, not a curated record